Molecule: messenger RNA, 1921 nt
Organism: Trichogramma pretiosum
Lineage: Eukaryota; Metazoa; Arthropoda; Insecta; Hymenoptera; Trichogrammatidae
Product: transcription initiation factor IIB-like
Exons: 4
Coding region: 148-1095 (315 amino acids)
Biological process (GO): transcription initiation at RNA polymerase II promoter; transcription preinitiation complex assembly
Cellular component (GO): transcription preinitiation complex; nucleus
Molecular function (GO): RNA polymerase II general transcription initiation factor activity; TBP-class protein binding
Source: RefSeq, a predicted model, not a curated record
UGCAGCGAACAGCUCGAUCGUUUCGCAGUCGGCAGCGAUCACUGUCGUACUCAAAAAUACGUCUUCAUGUAUACAUGAUCAAUCGUGUUUUUGACAUUUUUCCCCCUAAACAGAUGCAUUAGUAUUUGUAAAGUAAUAAAAAAAACCAUGGCUUCGUCUUCGAGAAGGCCAGGUAACAUUAUAACGUGUUACCAGCACCCAGAUGCACCUUUGAUCGAAGACUAUCGAGCAGGUGAUCAAAUUUGCUCAACUUGUGGACUGGUUGUGGGUGAUAGAGUAAUUGAUGUAGGCUCAGAAUGGAGAACAUUUAGUAAUGAGAAGAAUGGACUUGAUCCAUCUCGCGUAGGAGGUCCAGAAAAUCCAUUACUCAAUGGAGCUGAUUUAUCAACAAUGAUUGGACCUGGUACAGGAGCAGCCUCUUUUGAUGCAUUUGGUGUUGCAAAAUAUCAAAACCGCAGAACAAUCAACAGUGGUGACAGAGCAUUGCUCCUUGCUGUUCGUGAAAUCAAUGCAAUGGCAGAUCGUAUUAAUCUACCUAAAACCAUUAUCGACAGAGCAAACAAUUUGUUUAAGCAAAUUAACGACAGUAAAAUGCUGAAAGGAAGAUCUAAUGAUGCCAUUGCAUCAGCAUGUUUAUACAUUGCCUGUAGACAAGAAGGAGUACCCCGUACAUUCAAAGAAAUCUGUGCUGUUAGUAAAUUGAGUAAAAAAGAAAUUGGACGAUGUUUUAAACUUAUUCUCAAAGCUCUUGCUACCAAAGUUGACCUUAUCACAACUGAAGAUUUCAUGUCUAGAUUUUGUUCAAAUUUAGGUUUACCUAACAUAGUUCAGCGUGCUGCAACAAAUAUUGCAAGAAAAGCUGUAGAAUUUGACAUUGUUCCUGGCAGAUCACCAAUUUCAGUUACAGCAGCAGCCAUUUUUAUGGCUUCACAAGCAUCUGAUGAUAAAAAAUCUUACAAAGAUAUUGGAGACAUUGCGGGAGUAGCAGAUGUAACUAUCAGACAAGCAUACAAGCUCAUGCUUCCACAUGCUCCAAAUUUAUUCCCGCCAGAUUUCAAAUUUGCAACGCCCAUCGAUCAGUUGCCGCCAGCGUAAAAUAAACGAGAAGAAUACAAUUAAUUUUAGUCUAGGUUAAUCAAUUUAUUGUCAUCUCAAGUAGGAAAAUAGUUUCAAGAAUUUUUACUUCUUGUACACAAAAACUAUUUGUGAUUACUGAUCUUUUAUGUGAAUUAGUAUUGUUUUAAAUUUUAUUCACGGUUAUCGAAUAAUAUAUGAUUGAGAAUAAACAUUAUCAAAGCAUGAUUAAGCAGUAUAAGUUAGAGCAGGCUCAUAAAUUGCGGAAAAUGAUUUUAAUUAGUAUUAAAAAUUUAAAGCAAAAGACAAACUUUUGAUAACGAUGAAGUAUUUCCUAAUUAUGUGCAUAAAACUUUAAUAUAUCAUAGUAACUACGAUAAUAAAUAGUUACAUUCAAAACUGUUUGUACUUUUAUUUUUUUGCCUUUUCACUUUCGCGAAAAUAUAAAUUAUACUGAAUUUGAAAAAAGAAGAAGUUUUUAGAACUCCGAUAAAAUCUCCCGAGAUAUCAUAAAAAAAAGAUCUACUGCGAACAAAAGUUCGAUAGCAAUAUUGAAAACAUUGAAUAGACUGUGAAUUUUAAGCUUUUCGAUAUAUUUUCGGUGCAGAAAUUGGUUGACAAUUUAUAUGUUGGGUAAACGUAACGAUUCGAAAGUUAAUUGUAAAUUUUUUUGCGAGUAUUGUAAUAUGUGGCGGUAGAUCGAAACAUUUCUAUUCAAUGAUAUUUCACAGACAUAUAUGUCAAAAACGUACACGUGAAUGAAGAAAAAUAUAGUUUGAUUUUUCAGAUGAAUUGAAAUUGCUGAUUGAGUUGCGUUCAAACUGCGCUCAAGAAAAUAUUGAAUCAA